AUGAAUACCAGCGAUGUCAACGAGAAAGGCACAGCUGAGCCUUGCUACAUGCUGGCCCUCCUGGACGAAUCAAAAAAUGAAUCAUCAACGACUGAAAGCGGCUGCACACCCGAUAAUCCCCUCAUCGUAAAGAAAGGAAGCUACGGGCUGUGGAUCAAGAUGAUAGCAGACUACCAGCCUUACGAAUAUCCACACCUACACGUGAGAGCAACCAAGCCAAAGCGUAUUCCUCGUUGCAAGCUUCCAUUUUUCAACAAGAAGGAGUCAACCAGGAUUGCCGUCGUUUUUAAAUCCGAGUCUGGUCCUGAGAAAUCGGAGAAAGUGGAAACAACACCACUUCACGACGACCUAAUGUCUUUGGGAAAACACAGCCUAGGCCUGGGGGACUUACAUAUACUUCUCGUUGGGUACAUACCUGUAGAUAUUAUCGAGUAUAAUGCCAAGGGGGAUCCGGUUGACCACCUAACCGAUUUUCUCUCUGUGAACUUGGAUUUUUGGCUGCGUGUUGUGGACUAG
Talaromyces rugulosus is the source of this 516-nucleotide messenger RNA. RefSeq lists its product as uncharacterized. The coding region runs from base 1 to 516 and encodes 171 amino acids. The transcript has a single exon. NCBI's taxonomy places the organism in Eukaryota, Fungi, Ascomycota, Eurotiomycetes, Eurotiales, Trichocomaceae. The record is from RefSeq and is a predicted model, not a curated record.